Messenger RNA from Gloeophyllum trabeum ATCC 11539, 729 nucleotides. RefSeq lists its product as uncharacterized. The record is from RefSeq and is a predicted model, not a curated record. The annotation marks the transcript as partial. NCBI's taxonomy places the organism in Eukaryota, Fungi, Basidiomycota, Agaricomycetes, Gloeophyllales, Gloeophyllaceae. The transcript has 5 exons.
GUCGCGGUGACGGUGAUUCACCCCAUCGCCAUCGUGAGCACGGCGUUCCGCCUGGGGUACCGCUGGCGGCGGAAGCGCUUCUGGUGGGACGACGCGCUCGCGGCGGCGUCCAUGGUCUUUGACCUUGUAUUCCUGAUCGCGAUAUGGAUACGCACGGACGGGCCAGGUCCGCCCGGCGCGCGCAUCGCGUCCUACUGGAUCGUCUCCGUCACGUUCACGCUCAUCCUCUGGUCCGCGCGCAUCAGCAUCCUGCUCUCCAUCGUGCGCCUCGUCCCGCCGAUGAUGACCAUGCGCCGCUUCACGCUCCUCCUCCUCCUCGUCUUCCCGUUCAUCACCGUCGGCCUCCUCGUCCAGAAGAUCUACCACUGCGCGAGCAACCUCGCGUGGUACCACGCGCCCGGCCUGCAGUGCCACCUCGGGCGGGACGUCGCCGUCGCCGAACUGUGCACGGACGUCUUCGCCGACGGCACGCUCGUGCUCAUCCCGCUGCGCCUCCUGUGGGGCGUGCGCCUCCCGCGCAAGCAGCGCCAGCUGCUCUUCACGGUGUUCUGCACGUCGCUCGUCACCACCAUCGUCAGCAUCCCGCACGCCAUCUACGUCAUGGGCGUCGCCGGGCUGUACGAGGGCAUCACCGCGCACAUCGAGGCGGGCGUCUCGCUCGUGGUCGCGAACCUGCUCGUGAUCACGACGUACCUGUACACGGUGUUCCGGCACGGCGAGAACAUCGAC